Molecule: messenger RNA, 3727 nt
Organism: Cataglyphis hispanica
Lineage: Eukaryota; Metazoa; Arthropoda; Insecta; Hymenoptera; Formicidae
Gene: Poxn
Product: paired box pox-neuro protein
Exons: 6
Coding region: 1513-2706 (397 amino acids)
Biological process (GO): regulation of transcription by RNA polymerase II; anatomical structure development
Molecular function (GO): DNA-binding transcription factor activity, RNA polymerase II-specific; RNA polymerase II cis-regulatory region sequence-specific DNA binding
Source: RefSeq, a predicted model, not a curated record
UUCUUUGCCGCGGCGUACACACGACGCGUACGACCGAGUCAGGAGUAUAGACACGAGUAUAGGCGGUGGCAGAGGGUACGGGGGACCUGACCGAAAGCAAAGCCCGUAACCCCCGUUUGCGGGCCGAGCCCACUUCAGACACGCCGUGUCCUCCGCGUGGUCCACAUCAUCCUGUCCUGACCGCCUCUCUCUCUCUCUCUCUCUCCUCUCUAUUUAUCUAUCUCCUUCUUCCUCGCCUCCUCUCCUUCUCUCUCUUUUUCUGCUGCGCGCGCACGCACGCCCGCGUAUAUCUCUCGCUGCGCUCUCGCGCCCUUGCCGUAUUCCGCUCGUCGGUGUAUCUGUGCCUGUCCAGGCACAGUUCUCCCUCUUACCUCUGCCUCACCGACUGCCUCGCUGACGUACGUCCUUCUCCUCGCGAGCGCGUUCGCCGGGCCGGCCGACCGACCGCAGUUUGCGGUCUCCACCGCGAGUUUGCCCUCGCGUCGCGCGGACUUUGCCACUCCGCUGACUACCUGGAGUAGCUGCACGUGCUCCGCGACACGGGUAACGAGCCUGGGAGCACCGGCUUGCCGAGAAGAGGAGGAAGAAGCCGAGGAAUCGGCGGGGACUACGAUCUCUUCUCCCAGAAGUCGGAAGUUGAACGCGUGGUUACCAGUGAGUCUCCAAUCGAGUGGAAGUGGAAGAGAACAUUGUUAAGCCGAAAGUUUUUUUUAAGGGGAAAUCUCAACAUUUUGUCGACGAUUGGGACGGCAUUGAUCGACCAGAUUAUUCCUGAGAUAUAUUUGCGACUGUGUAAUUAAUUACGAACGCGAUUCCAUUCAAGGAAUGAUCAAGAUUUUUACGAUUGAUCGGAUCAUUAAAGGAUCCGAACGUAUACGCGCAUUCGACGAUUGUUAUGACUCCGAAUGAAGGAGCAACGUCCACCUCGCGACUUCAUCAAGGACAGUCGACCGCACGUUUCCGCGCGGGUAUCGGAGCGGAAUAAGAAUAGGGAACGAACGACGGAAGGAAGCACACGGAGAUAAAGAGCAGAUCAUCGGUUCGUACAGCGGAAGGUGGUCGUUGAGAAAGAGAGAGAGAGAGACCUUCAUGUUGUCAUCUGACGUGUGCUCGUGGGUGUAUUAUUAUACAUAGUCGGCCUCCUCCUCUCGCUUCUUUUUUUAUCUGUCUCUUUCCGGCUUUCGUAUCACAUCCACGUCUCAUUGCCGUGAAAGCGAAGUCAUUUCCUGCGUGAGUCGAGCACGCGACGCACGCCAGGACGAAACGUCUCUCGACGAAUUGUCUCGCCAGGAAUCUAACGUACGACAAAACAUGACGUUGUAUCAUCAGUAUCCAUUUCGAGGCGAACUAAAUUGAAACGGCAGAGGAAGAGGACCGAAGUAAGGGGGAACGGAGCCAGGACGAAAACUUCUCGGAUCCUCGAGAAGAGCGAAUGCCACUCGAAAGCUGAGGAGAACUACGGGCCGAUAUCAUAAAAAAGUCAACAGAUUGACGUGAUUGCUCGUCGUCGACAUGCCGCACACCGGACAAGCCGGGGUAAAUCAAUUAGGCGGCGUUUUUGUGAACGGCAGACCGUUGCCGGACUGCGUGCGCCAGAGGAUCGUGCAGCUCGCCAUGGUCGGCGUCAGGCCGUGCGACAUUUCGCGGCAGCUACUCGUGUCCCACGGCUGCGUCUCCAAGAUACUCACGAGAUUCUACGAGACGGGAAGUAUCCGACCCGGCAGCAUUGGCGGAAGCAAGACCAAGCAAGUGGCCACGCCGACAGUGGUGAAGAAGAUUUUACGAAUGAAGCAGGAGCAGCCGACGAUGUUCGCCUGGGAGAUUCGCGAGCAGCUCGCGCGCCAGGGUGCUUGCGACCCCCAGAGCUUACCAUCCGUAUCUUCGGUCAAUCGUAUUCUCAGAGGCGGUGGGCUCCAUACGGAUAUCCCUACCAUCGAGAGCACCACAUCCGGCGGAUACGCGUCGCAAAUUCCGUCAAACGCCGGAACCAGAGAUACACUUAUGAGAACCGACUAUCAGCUGUUCUAUCCGGGUGCUCUAGGUCCGCUGCACAUCUCCACAAACAAUAGUAAUACCGGCACGCCAUCCUGGAAUCAGAGCUUUUAUUCAUCUCUCUACCAAGCGACGACUCUGCACUUGCAACACGGAAUGCAAUCAUUCGCAUCUUUGGAUGCCGAACGUCUGUCGGAACAAAACGGCGCGCAGAGUCAGCUAGAGUUGAAGUCGAGCUCAAGCUCGACGGCCGGUAGUGAUGAUUCGUUAGAUAAAAGCGACCUAGACGAAAAUCUUGUCGAUUCACAGGACCACUACAAGUCCUUCCGAAACACGCCGAUCAUUUUAGAACUCAGCCAGAAAAUAGGCAGCGAUCGCAGUGCAUUCGUCAGGCAUGCCACGCCUAACUCACACGCCAUAAACUUGGACAACUCGCGGGAGAGCCCGUUAUCAAUCAUCGAGAAGCAGGAUCGUCCUACGUCACAUAGGACUCUCGAGGCGAAGAACAUGAAUCCGAAUACGAUGACGAUGACGACAACGAACGAAAGCGCAGUGGUGGAAAAUCAGCCGCCGCAACCUCAGAAGAAGAAGAAUCCCUACUCGAUAGAAGAGUUAUUGAAGAAGGACGAGAGCAAAUCUCCACCCAGGAGGCCGAGAUUGCCUAAUAUCGGCGUGGUGCAACCCUGCGGAAUUGUCGUUAGUAAGGAGAUAUAAAAGAAUAUUGUAGCGCCCAAACACGCGAGUUUUCGGGAUAAGGCGCGUUGUGUAUUUAUACAAAACGCAAACUAUAUCGUGAUAAUUAUUGAUGAUAAAUCUCUUCUCGGGCGAACGUUGUACGGUAUAAUGUAACGUACAUCUCGGCUAUAGAUACAUGUGUAGUAUUGCCAGGUGUAGAGAAAUACUGACCGAUAUGUGCGAAAUGCAUUCAAUGAAAAUUGAAGGCUUUCAUACUAUCUUAUAUAAUUUGAGAGUUAUUUCUUUGCACCUGUGAUGAAUAAUCUUUGCGGGUACAAUGAUAGUAGCGAAUGUCCUAUAAGUGUUUAACUUAAAGUAUCGAUUAAGCAUAGGAGUUGAUGGAAGAGAUUAGAAGUGGACAGAGUUUUCUCCUUUGAGAGAGAACGUGGCUGUUUUGUGAAGUAAAAUAAGAGAGCGGUACGCGCGAGCCAUAUAUAAUGUUAGGAUCGAUGACUAUAUUAUCGAUUGUAACUUGUAACGCGUAGUAUAUAGUGAAGUAUACGUAAUCUCUCUUUGUGUGUAAGUUAACUUAUAAUUAAAUUAUUUUUUUCUAUUUUUUCCGCGUUGCUAUAAUCUUUUAAACGCCGGUGUUAUUCUCAUCGGCUAGAUAAAUAUGAAUACAGCACUAUUAAUGUUUUAAUCGCAUCGAGAAUUUAAGACUUUACUUAAAUUUGUGUGUUUGACGUAAAAGAAACCAGUUACGACCAUGCGAAGUAAUUGGAAAUCCGGAAAAAAUUUUUUUUACUGCUUUCACUGAUUUAUCUUACAAUUCGUCGAAUUCGUCACCGACGGUGAAAUAUCAAUUAACAUCGCCAGUCUCUCCUCACGUGUAAUUAACGUAACGUAAUAACUUGGACAUUUCCAGACCGCUAUGUCACGCAAUAAAAUUCGACAUUAUCGCAUAUGCUUUUCGAAAAAAAUUAAUCAAGACAUGUUUGUGUGCCCAUCGAUAUGAAAAAAUAAACGCGAUAUGAUGCCUAAUAAAAGUUGACAGCAGAAA